UAUUUAGCACCUACUUUGCUUUUGAAAACAAAGCCAACACUUCUUCCCAUGUCAGAAAGUCCCCUUUCCCCCCUCUUUCCCAUAAUAAGGGUAUUUAUUGGUCAAAAUAUAUAUAUUGUAUUGUUUUUAUUUUAUUGUUGUUUUCCUUGUGGUGAGAUUGUGCUGCCAUGUUGUGUGUCUGUGUGUGUGGUGUCCUUAUCCACUUAUUCUUUCACUCUGGCUGAUGGGUGGUGAACCUUCAGCUUCUGGAUAAAGAUGUUAUUACCUAAGAGGCAAAUGGAUCAAAGCAUUUUGUGCAGUGGGCAGGAACUGGGACCUUUCAAAAUACUCCUUUUCCUUGCUGCCACCAGGAAAAGAAAAAUAUCUGUGUGGGAAUUUUUUAAAAAUCCAUUUUUUAAAUAAUUAUUGGCGGGGUGAGGGUUUUUUUGGGGAGGAAGCAUCGAUAGAGACAAUAAAUGCAGAAAGGUGGGAAGAGUGAGAUAUUCUUGUCACCGUCUUUGAACUGUUUGCUCAUUGAGUUGAAACACCUCGGUGUCAGGUCAGAAAGUAUUACUUUGCAAGGAGAAGGGAGAAAGAAGGGACAGAUUCUGACAGGUCGAUGGGAAUAUUAGAAACCCCCACCUUAGCAGUAGAAAACACUGAAAUUAAUUAAUUUCUGGGAGGUAUUAAUUUUUCCAGGCGUUAGAAACACUCUCAGUGUGCAUCCUCACGCUUGAAGUUGCCUUUGUUUACAUGCCACGAGUUUGAAUAAGUUAAGACUUUGCUCAGUUUUUGGGAACUCCAAGCACGCUUCGGUUUGGGGUCGGGGUGGUUAAUAAAUCCCCACACCCUAUGUGUGUGUGUGUGCAGUUGCAAGCCUGUACUUCGACUGGCCAAAGCAGAGGGUUGUUGUUGUUUUUCUCCCUCUUUCCCCCUUUGCAUCUGCAAGGAAACAGAUUAUCCUUGCUCCUUUGCCACUCGUGGUUUUUUUUACCCUUUUUGGAAACCCAGGAGUUUGUUCUAUUAUUUAUUUAUUUAUUAAAUUUAAAAGGGGGAAGGGGAAAAAAAACCCUAACCCUUUAAGAGCAAACGCGGUUCUCGAGUGCCUCCUGCCCUUCCCAGGCAGGACAACUCCAUUGAAAAAUUGCAGCGCCAUGCCUAUCUAGGCAGAAGUGUGGCUGGACUGGGACCUGGCUGUUUCGGCAGCGGGAGCAAGAGAGGAGAAGGAAGGAAGGAAGGAAGGAAAGAAGGCAGCCCCCCCCCCCUGCACCGCACCCCUCCCUCCCCAAAUAACGCCUGCAAGCCUCUUGGCCAGAGAGACUCCGGCUGGUAAAUAAGAGCCGCCGAUCUCCGGAGGAAAAGGGGCCUCUCGGAAAUUGCCACAACUGGGAGGCUGGAGGCUAUGGCCAUGGAUUUCUGGCUCUCUGGAAAGCAGCUUGGAGCGGUUCAGCGAGGCAGGAUGCCUCCGAGCCAGCCGAACCCGGGCCAGUACGCGCUGACCAACGGCGACCCGCUGAACGGGCACUGCUACCUGUCGGGCUACAUCUCGCUGCUGCUGCGGGCCGAGCCCUACCCGACGUCGCGCUACGGGAGCCAGUGCAUGCAGCCCAACAACAUCAUGGGCAUCGAGAACAUCUGCGAGCUGGCGGCGCGGCUGCUCUUCAGCGCCGUCGAGUGGGCGCGCAACAUCCCCUUCUUCCCGGACCUGCAGAUCACCGACCAGGUGGCCCUGCUGCGCCUCACCUGGAGCGAGCUCUUCGUGCUCAACGCCGCCCAGUGCUCCAUGCCGCUGCACGUGGCCCCGCUCCUCGCCGCCGCCGGCCUCCACGCCUCGCCCAUGUCCGCCGACCGCGUGGUGGCCUUCAUGGACCACAUCCGCAUCUUCCAGGAGCAGGUGGAGAAGCUCAAGGCGCUGCACGUCGACUCCGCCGAGUACAGCUGCCUCAAAGCCAUCGUCCUCUUCACCUCAGACGCGUGUGGCCUGUCGGACGCAGCGCACAUCGAGAGCCUGCAGGAGAAGUCCCAAUGCGCGCUGGAGGAGUACGUGCGGAGCCAGUACCCGAACCAGCCCAGUCGCUUCGGGAAGCUGCUCCUGCGGUUGCCUUCGCUGCGCACCGUCUCCUCCUCCGUCAUCGAGCAGCUCUUCUUCGUCCGCCUGGUAGGUAAAACCCCCAUCGAGACGCUCAUCCGAGACAUGCUGCUCUCCGGCAGCAGCUUCAACUGGCCUUACAUGUCCAUCCAGUGCUCCUAGAGCGCCCGCCUCGUGGCCUCCCCGCGCUUAGAAGCCCCCCCAGAGAGAAAGAAAGAGAAAGAAAGAGAAGGAAGGAAGAAGGAAGAGAAGGCCGUGGCAUCGCUCCUCCAGGAGAGCGACCCAAAUCGCCCUUUCGGGGAGGUGGACGAGGCACAUUGGCGAGCGGGAGGGGACCCUGAAGGGCAAGGACUCGCCUUCCGUCUCUUCCUUUGGGCGAUGGAGCCUCCAGACAGAGCCAGCUCUUGCUUGUGGAAGGAAGGCAACCAGGAACGCUGGGACUGGGGAGCCAACUUUGAAUGCUUCGGGACAAACAAUGAAAGAGGAAAGGAUUGGCCUCUUCUGCCCCUCUCCCCAGCUCGCACUGCCUCCCUCCUGUGUGCCCCCUCUCCUCCUCUUCCUCCUCCUCCCCCUCAAAAAAGAAGACACCUAGAAUGGAUUUUCUUGGAUUUAUGACGGACUGAGGUGGAGAUUGAAGCGUCUCUGUACAGCCAACCCAACCCCACAGUUUAAAAAAACACAGGAAAACAAACAAACAAACCAAGGAAUGGUAGAAAAAUGUCAGAAACUGGAGCCGACUUGACUCUGAGGGGCGGGCCAAGGGAGAGGGACCCACAGGCACGCACUGACCACGAACAUUGUUCUUCAUUUUGUAAAAUAUUAGUCUUUAUUUUCACUUUUUUUGUAAAAAUUUAAAAACAUCGUAUGCGCAUAAAAGAGAGGGGGAAAAAGAAGAGAGAGAGAGAGAGAGGAAAAAAAGAAGGGAGGGUCAAGAGGAAAAGAGAGAGAAAACACAAGAAAACACAACCAGAAACUGGGGGGAAAAUAACAUUUUCCAAAUAAUUAUUAAAAAAAACAAGGAAUUGUUCUGUGUGUAUGUA
Anolis sagrei ordinatus is the source of this 3108-nucleotide messenger RNA. It is a transcript of the gene NR2F1, whose product is annotated as nuclear receptor subfamily 2 group F member 1. The record is from RefSeq and is a predicted model, not a curated record. Lineage: Eukaryota; Metazoa; Chordata; Lepidosauria; Squamata; Anolidae. Gene Ontology annotation, molecular function: RNA polymerase II cis-regulatory region sequence-specific DNA binding; nuclear receptor activity; zinc ion binding. Gene Ontology annotation, biological process: anatomical structure development; negative regulation of transcription by RNA polymerase II; positive regulation of transcription by RNA polymerase II.